Messenger RNA from Pieris macdunnoughi, 714 nucleotides. Lineage: Eukaryota; Metazoa; Arthropoda; Insecta; Lepidoptera; Pieridae. The record is from the annotation of a GenBank genome assembly.
AUGGAAGAAAACGAAAGCGGGGUUCAGUCCUUAGCACACCUAUUAGCUAAACGGAAAAAAUUUAUGGAUCUCCGAAACACCAUAAUAUCUAUAGACAAAUGCAGAACAGAAUUGAAUACCGUAGAUCUAGUGGCAAAUCAUCACAGUAAUCCCGUUACUCCAUACACAAAUGAGCAACGAUCCAUUUCUCCACCGCCUUUUUCGCCCCUUACUCCACUUAUUGCUAUGAAGACCACUAACAAGAACAUCAGUUUAUCAGAAGGUCCAUCUAAUUCAGGUGUUUUACAGUCAGAUAUAGAUAAUAUUGUGUCUGUUUGUGGAUGUUCAACCGAAACGCCAUCUUCAUCACCACUUCGACCGAUGUCCCCAGAAACUCAAGAACUGUUUAACACACUAAGUGAACAUCAGAACAUAUUAUUAGACAAUAGGGAUAUUUCACAUCAUGAGGAUAUCGUAUGUGAUUUCAAUAGCGAUGAUAGUGUUAGGGAUCCAAAUUUUAACAAAUGUCAUGAACGAGGUGUUAACAUAAGCGAGUCAACUACUUCUUGUUCAUCUAUGGAUAAUAAUGAAGCAUGUACUAAUAAUUUAAUGUCAUUAGAAGAACAGCAUAACGAUAUCGAAGUUACAUCAACUACUGAUAUACUAAUAGAACCAGUACCCGUAAUAAAUGAUGAUGAUACUGUAAAAACUGGUAGACCAAAAAAAGGACGUUAA